Corythoichthys intestinalis (scribbled pipefish) is the source of this 854-nucleotide messenger RNA. RefSeq names its product thioredoxin domain containing 17 (gene txndc17). The coding region runs from base 116 to 493 and encodes 125 amino acids. The transcript is spliced from 4 exons. The record is from RefSeq and is a predicted model, not a curated record. Gene Ontology annotation, molecular function: protein-disulfide reductase [NAD(P)H] activity. NCBI's taxonomy places the organism in Eukaryota, Metazoa, Chordata, Actinopteri, Syngnathiformes, Syngnathidae. Gene Ontology annotation, cellular component: cytosol.
GGCUCCGCCAACGUGACUUCAGCUGGGAGCUGAAUCAUUUGAAGACACUCUUUUCUCCUCACUUUUGUGACUUUGUACGCGCUUGCACCUUUGCCGAACUGCGCCGAACCAAAUUAUGACUCUGUACGAAUUGGUGAACGUGCGUGGAUACAGCGAAUUCACCCAGGCUGUAGCAGACAGGCCGGGCAAGAAUAUUUUUGCUUACUUCUGUGGCGACAAAGAUGAGUACGGCAAGAGCUGGUGUCCAGACUGUGUCAAAGCUGAGCCCAUUUUAAAAGGAGCAAUGAGUGCCCUUCCCCAAGACUCGGUCUUCAUCUACUGUCAAGUUGGUGAAAGGAACUACUGGAAGGACCCAAGCAAUGAGUUCAAGACGACGCUGAAGCUGACUGGAGUGCCCACUCUCCUGCGAUAUGGCACCUCCGAGAAGCUGGUGGAGGAGCAAUGCCUCAAAGAGGAUCUGCUGAGGAUGAUGUUCACUGAAGCUGACGACUGAAACCGACACGUGCCUUCAACCACGAUGGAAUAAAUCCCGAAACCGAUGAAUGCACUUCCUCAUUUCACCCAAUGAACUAAAUUUCUUUCAAAUGCAAAAAUGAAACACUUAGUGAUGAUAUAAUGCUUUUUAUAUAAUAAUCAUGUGUGAUUAUAUUUUGUGGCAGUAUUUAUAAAGUCAUGCUUGUCACAUUUAUUUGCCACUUUACUUUAAAUUAAAAACAUUUAAGAAUAUCUCAAUAGUCAUUUAUUAAUAUGUGUGCACAGUAAUAAUUAUGAGAAAAGGAUGAAAGCUAAGCUACUGUAGAACACUUUUGUUUAUUCACUUAUGCAUCAGGACUAUUAAAAUGUAUCGGGAGAUU